AUGUCCUGCUCCAGCCUGUGCGUCCCCACCUGCGGGGUGGCCACCCCGGCCCCUCUGGCUGACACCUGCAACGAGCCCUGUGUGCGGCAGUGCCCCGACUCCACGGUGGUCAUCCAGCCCCCGGCCUCAGUGAUCACCUUCCCUGGGCCCAUCCUCAGCUCCUUCCCUCAGCAGAGCGCCGUGGGCUCGGCCGGAGCUCCCUACGUGGGAGCCGGCUCUGGGGGCGCCUUUGGGAGCCGUGGGGGCUACGGGGGCUAUGGGGGCUACGGGGCCCUUGGGGGCUAUGGAGGUUAUGGAGGCUGGGGCUAUGGAAGCCGUGGUCUCUAUGGGGGUUGGGGCUAUGGAGGCCGUGGAGGCUACGGCGGUUGGGGAUGCGGAGGCUACGGAGGCUGGGGCUAUGGAGGCCUUGGCAACUGCGGCUACGGCGGCUGGAGCAGCGGCCACCGCUACCUCAAUGGCAACUGCGGGCCCUGCUAA
Zonotrichia albicollis (white-throated sparrow) is the source of this 477-nucleotide messenger RNA. RefSeq names its product claw keratin-like. Lineage: Eukaryota; Metazoa; Chordata; Aves; Passeriformes; Passerellidae. Gene Ontology annotation, cellular component: intermediate filament. Gene Ontology annotation, molecular function: structural constituent of cytoskeleton. The record is from RefSeq and is a predicted model, not a curated record.